Messenger RNA from Struthio camelus australis, 8557 nucleotides. Lineage: Eukaryota; Metazoa; Chordata; Aves; Struthioniformes; Struthionidae. The record is from RefSeq and is a predicted model, not a curated record.
GAGCACCAUCUGGAUUGGCAUGAAAUACAUCUGGAAAAUGGUGUGGAGCGGGACAUAAUUCACUAAGAAAAGCUUCCCUGCACGAAGAGACUGAAGCUUAUGCAUCAAAAUGCUGAUGAGGAAAGCUGAGAAUUGCGGAGGAACCAUCCUUGACCUAUCCCUGAAAAUUUCAUGAGUGUUUGGUUGCAAACAUUGGAGGAGACUUGCCAUAGAAACCAAAAUGAAUUUUGGCUUGAACUCAUGAAAGACCUCAUACCAGAACUUUUUCUGGGCUAUUGGACUGCACCGUAGUAUUUGUACUUGAACUGGGUGGCACUUGACUCCUCAGGUGGGUCCACUGGAAUGAAUGGAAUACUUUAGGAGCAAGAUGCUGUCUGAGAAGCUUAAAGGAGGCAGAACUGGCCCUCAGCCAAAUCUUAUUUGAUCAGUGGAUGCUUUAGGUAAGAUCAAUUUGCCAUGUAAAAUUAGGAAAAAACCAGAAUCCUGAAAACGAAAAUCGGAAAGACUGUUCUGUUACAAAUGGCCAGUAAUGCAUAUAUCAUGUCAUCUCAGUGAUAAGCAUAAGGUCACUAUAUGACACGUUUUGUGAUUUAUUUAUUUAUUUAUUCAUUGUUGCUGUAGUCAAAGGUAAGGACUGUUAAAUCUUUUCAUUUAUAAAAGCAUUAGUCCUUAUAGGCAGUAUAUUUAAUCUAGCUUUUCCAGUCAAAUCAGUGAAUUGGUCUAUAGAUAUUUUUUAUUAUUGCACGUUCUCAUUGUGACCCUGGUUUACUUGUGUUCUGACUGUUUAUCGAUAUAGUAUCUGGACCAUGGGGCUUUGGAUCAAAAAACGUUGGUGUUGGAGUCUCUGGCAGAGUGUGCUAGCUAACUAAUAUUGAAAGUGCACAUGCCUGUUUAGAUUUAUAGUUGUUAUAUAAUCUGUUUCUUCAUAGUCAUUUAUAUUGCUCCAGAGAGGGAGGAGAUGAAGGCUACUGUUACACUUCUUUGCGUUGUGAUGAUAGCUUGUGCAAUUCCAGGAACCUUUCUCACAAAUCUUCCUUUUGUAAGGGCUGGAGGUUUUAGUGGUCAUUCACACUGGUGAGUUAAGUGAAUGAGGAGUUUAACUCACUAAUGUGAAUUUAACUCACUGAUGAAUUAUAUGAAUGAUGUGAGUUAAUUACUCUUGUGAUUUGUUUUCUCUGAAAGCAGUGGAGACUUUUUCACUUGCUAUUUACUGUUCUAAAGGGUUCACUUCUGGCCAAAGUCGCCUUUCUGUUGUAAGAAGAAAUUAUUUCUGUAAGUAAAUUUUGCUUUGCAGCAAAAUGAACUGCCUUUUCUCUCAAUUCCACUGAUCCCUCCUUUUCUUUAAAUAACCUGAAACACCCACUACUUGUUUUUUCCUCUCCCCUCAGAUACAUCAAACUGAAGCAGGAAAUGACAGCAUCGAUGGAGAACCUGAGGCAGGCUCUACUCCUUUUUAUCCUCCUCCUAAUUCUCUUGCAUUCUCUUUGUUUCCUACUCCACAGAAACCAAAAAUUCUUCAACCUUUUCCUCCCUUUCUGAAAGGGAUUUUCUGGACGAAAAUGCACAUUUUGUCUUGGAUCUCAAGCUCUCUGUUAUUUAGAGGUGGAUUCUCGUAUUUCUCAGGCUGUUUAAGCAUCACAAGAAUCAAAAUCCCUGUACUCUUCAAAAAUUGAAUUGAAUUGUUACUCUUAUAGUAAUUUUUAAUUUCAAGAGUUGGUUGCUCCUUUCUGACCUGAUAGAUCGCUCAGCCCAACCUGCGGGUAAGAAUCGUUAUUGGCAAGUCUGAGUGCUUGAAGUCCCCAGAAAAGUUCGGAGUGACAAAACAGGUGUAGUUUUGAAAGAACGGGGCACAAUCCUGUUGGCAGGACAAGGUAAGCCUGUCACCACGUUUGUCACCUCUGACAAUAUCUGCCAUCCAUCUAGUCCUCAUUAGGCAUAACUAUAAUGAAUAUUACAGUGUUGGGGCAACCACUUUUUUUUGUUUGUUUGUGCAAGGCCCGGCACAUCUUUGGCAUGACCACUAUAGGCAUAAUGAAUGCUUCAACGGAACGAGAUCAGAUUCUUCAGCAGCGUGUUGAGGUGCUGCUGCUGUCUCCUAGGGAAUGUAUCUCGUUGCUGCACUGCAAACCUGACAACUGCAAAUAAUUCCAGCAUUAGUUGCAUUAAAAUAAUUGAGCUCUGUUAUUAAUUCAGCUGAAGGGAAUGUGAAAUUUCAAGGGCAAGGGCCCAUAUGUUCAGGAAAAUGCUUCUGCUUCUGCCAAAUACAGCAAAUAACGAAGCUAAGGUGAAGCACAGUAAUUGUGGGACCUCAGUUCUAAAAUGCCCAAGCAUGUGAGAGUUGGGGAUCUGAGAGAGACAGAGGGAGACAGACAAUUGACUUCCUGUCUGACCCUGGGAGUUAUUAGGUUGCAUUGCUAAAAAUGUUCUUUAUUUGGAGUACGUUCAUUCUGGGGUGCCCAGACGUGGCUAGCUUUAGGGUUUCUUUGUGUGUGUGUGUGUGUGGUUCCCCCCUGCCCUGAGGUGCUGAACGCCUAAAGCUUGCAAUUAAAAACUUGAGGUUUUUAAGUGGAGCUGGUAGAAAAUCUGACGGACACUGAUUAUGAGGUUGUUUACUGGAACUGCUAGCCAGGCACCAAGGAAGGGAUUUCUCUGCCCAAGCGUCAAAGGUCUGCACUAUACAAUGUACAGUCUACGUUGGAGCUGGUGACGCUUCAGAAGAGAGAAACAGAUGCUUUACAGGUGCAAUUUAUUUCAUCCUAAAAUAGGCAUCUAAAAUGGGUCAGAUGAUUUGUGCCGUAAAAGCUGCUUGUUUUCUCUGACUGUAAAGGAAGCCUAAUCAUAGACAUCUAAAAAUAGGUUAAUGAUCCUAUCUGCUGUAAGGAGGCAAAGGAAAAGGGCUAUCCUUUUUGUUAAAAUGUAUGGCCAUACCUUUAGGGGGCCCUAUAGAUCUGUAUUUCAGGACUAUAGGCCUGAUGUUCCUAUGAUUUGGGGUUUUUUUUCUUGUUUUUUCAGUGAGGAGAACUAGGCAAGUUUUAAAGAACAAGUAUAAGUCGAACUUGCGCGUGAUUCCCCACUGCAAAACAAGAAUGGUUACUUCCAUCUGCUGUACCACAGCAUUUGCGACUUGAUGGUUUCCUAGUGAGAAGAGUGAAAUGUAAAUGCCAUCCUUUAAAUGUCUAAAAUGUUAUCAUUAGCCACUGCCUUUUUCUGUCAUAUUAACACUGCUAAAUGCCGGUAAUAUUUACUCAUACUUUAAAGAACAAGCAAAAUGCGCUUGCUUGGAUUCUGUCUAGGUGCACAGGGGGCCAAAAAAAAAAAAGAAACUGCUUCUCCCCUUUUGUGUCCACAACCGCUAGUUGCGGUUUAUCCACCUGCAAUUAUCACCAGUUGUGUGUCUCACCAGCUUCCAGUCCUUCAUUUAUUUAGAAACAUUAUGCCUUGGAAGAACCUGCGUGCUGGAGCCCUGUGCAGUGGGAGGUGCGACAGCUACCCUUGCAGGGCAGCGCUGCUCACUCAGAGGAGUUUUGUUGUUGAUUUAACGGGAAUCGGACUGGGCCCAUGCGAACCAUCUAGAGACAGAAAGACAUAGCUAAUUUGCGGCAUUCAAUCCCCGUUUUAAAGAAGCAGAGCAAUGGAGUACAGAUUUGGUGCUGGGUAAUUUGUGGGUCUAAUGUUGUGCGUUCUGGGAAAACUAAUGUUUUAACGACUAUAGUUUUCCUUUCUAUUCCAAAUUUAAAACGCGACAUUGCAUUUUAGCACCUGUCACUAGUAAGUACUUGGCAAAUGGAUUUAGAUCUGCACAUAAGCCGUGAGCUGGUUAGUGCUUGGAAGAAGGAGGAGAACUCAUGCCUUGAGUUCUGACCUGAUUCUGAUUUUUCUUUCUCUAGUUCUCUGUCUUUUUGGUUUUGGCGCUGCUGUCAAAGCUGGCAGUUGUAAUCAGAAGAAAAGUGCACUAACAGGGUAAGGACUAUGAAACUAUCUUGGAUUUUGGUACUGUGCACUGAAGAAAGAUAGAACCAUACUACUUUUGGAAAAAUAACAGCUUUUGAGCCUGAGAGGUCUAAAUUGGAGGAGAACUGCUUUUAUAUACCUCCACGCAUCAGCUUCUCCGCUGCCGCGCCAGCUUCUGUCUUCGUUUUGGCUUCUCUAAUCCCUCCUGCUGUCUGCAUUUGUAUUCUUUCUUGGUCCUCGUGAACACCAUAUCGUCUACCUUAGUCCAAACAAAAAGCUGUGUAUUUGUACAUCUUUGGCCCAGCCCUGCCAGUCGUCUGUCUUCUGAUUCAGCUACCUCCUCCCUUGUAGUCUGAGAAUGCCAUCUUUAGCUUGACCAGUUUUGUCACUGUCUCCCUUACCCUGUUGCUUCUCCUGCCUGCCAUCUCAGAGGACAGAACGACUAAUGGGAAUAGGAAGCAAGGACAGGCGAUGAUUUUCAUACACGUGCGCGGUGGAGCUAUGUGUUACUUCUCAAAGCUGUGAGUCUUAACCAUGUCCGAGUGACCUAUUACUUCGAGCAUAGGAGGAUUCGUUGGGUGGCUAACCUGCUCCUGAUGCUGUUUAUGGAAAUCAUGAGUAACGGGGAAUUAGUGAAGUGAAUCAGGAAGAAAAAAAAGCUUAGUUAAAUCACUGCUUGCAGCAUUACUCUUUUGGACAUAGUUUUCAAAGCUAGUCUGUGAAUUGCACCUGAUGUUAAAUUGAAACAGGUUUCGAUUCAUAUUUUUCUAAUUGUAGGUAGUGCUUUCCAAAGGAACUUAAGUAAAUACACAAAUUGCAUUUAAAUUCUAGUCAGGCGUUUUGAGGAUUUAGGUGGGAAUUGGCACCUCAUUGCAAUAGGCAGGUAAGGCAUGUCUGCACUUACUUGCAAGAGCACAGCACGUCUGUGAGCGACAAACAGGCCUGGGUGGGGCUAAGGGUGCAGUUUGAGUGUCUAAGCCUGAAAAUACGGUGCGGAGAAAGGUAAUGGAAAACCUUACCAGGAAACUUUCUGCAGAAGGAAAAAACAGCAAUUGAUGGACUUCUUGACUAUUUCAUGGAAGUUUUGAAUGAUUCAUUAAAAAAAAAAAAAUUCUGGGUAGUUUAAAAAAAAAAACAAAAAACAAAAAACUUUUCUUCACUUUUCUAAAUUUGUACUAAGUAGCAUUUAUUUAUUCUGUGUCUUCAAAUAAUCCUUUCACAUAUGUUAAGUAACUUCAUAUACCCCUGCAGACAGAGGAAAGCAGUUAUGCCUGUACUUAAACGAAGAUCUUCAUGUGCUUAAAUUGUUGAUAGGAUGAUUCCCUUGCUUCACAUCAAAGAUGCGCCCAAGGUGCUGAAUAAUACUUAGGAGUAAAAAUGUCAUCUUCAAGUCAAAAAGACGUGCCCCCAGGCCUGUGGGACACUGAUGAGAGCAGGGGAGGUGUAUCUUCCCGGACCCACUCAGCCAAGGCCAAUGUCCGGAUGUUCCCAGAGCAGCCAGUCAGUGGGCACUGAGCGGUGAUAACACACAUGCAAUAAAUCCCAUUGCCAGUGAUAGAAGAGAUAGCACUGACUGUCAGGGCAGCUCUGAUAGCAAAGGUAAGGAAGAAGAUGCCAAAGAGCACGAUGGAGACUGAGAGCAAGAAUGCAGGAGACUGUGCUGGGAUACAGAGAAGAAAAACCUCGGGGUCAAGAAUAACGAAGGCGAUGAAAGGGAGAGCAGCAGAAAGGCAGGCUGGAGUGCAGAUGGAAACAGCGGCAGUGUGAAGCUGUGGGGACUAUAAUCGACAUGAAGACUGCUUUCUUGAUCAUCUUCCUCUGGGCUUUAGCCUACGCUCACCCUGUGCCCAACCACAUGUCUGCUCAUCCCAGGAGCUCUGCCAAGCUGGAGGACACAGUGAGUGAAGACAAUAUGAACGAGCUGGCCGACUGGGAUGACGGACAAGAUAGAAGCCCUCAUGCCAGUAGAGAAAGGGGAGACAUAGAUGUUGCGGGGGACUCUCAUGAUCCUGCAGACGGAAAUGAUGUUGAUGAAGAGAUUGCUGAGCACAACGGUGGUGCUGAGAGAAUCAGAAUUAGGGAGGCUCAGCAUAAGAACUGGGUCGAUCAUGAGGACACUAGUGACCUGGAUGAGGUAGAAGACCAACAUGAAAAUGGCCUUGGCCAACACCUGGAUGAGAAGCGUUUCCUGGAGGAGGAUGUGCACGAUGCUGACAACGGUGACCAGGGAGAGCGCUAUGGCGCCGAAAGCCAUGGGUCCAAACGUUACGACGUGGGAGACAACAGGCUUCUCUACAGACCCACUGGAUUCUUCCCCAGAGGGGGCUACAGGGGGAGAAGUGACUUGGUAGAUGAGGAGGACGACAGCGGAGAUGAUACUUUUGAUGAGGACGAGGGAGAGGAGAAGGGCGAAGGCCCUACUUACACCGUUCGCCCCAAUGAAGCAGGUGAACACGACACGUUUGGUGAUAAUGACCAAAAUGGUGGCCGCAGGGAUACCGGUAUGAGCAGAAGACCACACGACGACAGCAGCAGCAGCAGCAGUGAAAGCAGGAGCCUGGAUCACAGGGAGUACAAAAACUACAUUGCCAGCAGGUAUGGCCGAACCUACAGAAGGAGAGGCGACAGUGACAGCAGCAGCCAGGAGGAGAGGUAUGAUUUUGACAACGAAGAAAUGCAGGGCGAUGACCCAUCCAUCUUUGAUGGUUUUGGCAGCUAUUCCAAAGGGCUUCGCACUGCCUUUCGUUCCAAAGAGAGCAGCCAGGAAAGCAGCAGGGAGGCAGGCAAGGCCGUGCUGAAGGUCAGCGAUCAAUCGGAGGAAGAGUCCCGCAGCGAAGAGUUCCCCAAUGGGCCCGACGACUCAGAAGAGGAUGACAGCCUGCAACAUGACGACAGCGAGUCCGUGGAAGUGGGGGAUGCCGACUCCAGAGAAGACAGCCAGUCUGCCGAAGACAAGAGCGAGUCUGAAGAGCAUGUUACCAGUCAAUCCAAGGAAAACAGUGCCGACAAAUCCGGGGAAGAUGCGGACAGCCGCUCCAGGGAAGAUGGGGACAGCAAAUCCAGGGAGGAACUUGCCAGCCAGUCAGAUGAAGAGAAUAGGAGUAGGGAAUCGCAGGAAGAAGACUCCAAAGAAGCGGUCAGCAAAUCAAGUGAACGCAGUGGUAGCAAGUCUGAAGAGGGGCAGGAAGACAGAGAGUCGGCUGAGGACAACAGCAAGCCAUCCGGGCUUGACAGUGAAUCUGCAGAAGAUGAGGGGGACCAGAGCGAAUCCAGAGAGGAGAGUGAAUCCCCUGAGGACAGCUUGGAGUCAGAAGAGGACGGGAAUGACUCCCACCCUGGUGAGGACGCGCUGUCUCGCAGUAAGUCAACUGAGAGCCAAAGCGCGUCCCACGAGGGUGCCAGCAGCGAAGAGGGCCCCACCACUGAUUCCCGUGACGGUGAAGACAGCACAUCUGCAGAGAGCCGUAACAGUGACUCCAAAGAGGAGGAACACAGUCACUCUGCAGAAGAGGACAGUCAGUCGAGGGAGGAUGCCACAAACGAGUCUGCCGGCCACGGAGAUGACAGCUUACCGAGGAGUCUGGAGGGCGAGAACCGAAAACGAAGGCUUCGCGUCUAUCACGACAAACAUGUUGGCGAUUACGAUGACACUGACUGCCAGGAUGGGUAUUAAAAGAUGCCCUACAAACUCAUCUAUACUGGACUUCUUUCUGGCAGGGGAAGGAGUAGUUUAAUUUAUUUCCUACGUAGACAGGUUGAAUUCUUCCCGAGAGCGUGCUGUGAACGAAACGGACGAGGGUUCGUAGGGGCUGACCGUUUCAACUGGAGCUUGCCGAAUGUGAAGGGAAAUGAAAGGUGACACCUAACAUGUGAAAAUGCUAAAACUAAGCAAGAAAAUGGUGUACGGCAUCAAACUGAAUUAGCACACAACAGGAACAAAGCAGAAUAGUAGCUCAUUAGGUGCCAGUGCAAAUGAGAUCAGACCUUACUGAGUGAGGGCCAGGGCGGCACGCCGGCGGGUCGGUUCUGCCUCCAUCUCUUCCGUCCGUUCUGGGAGCGUUGUCGAGAGCUGUGCCUGGAUACGCAGGAGAGGACGGUUCCCUACGGUCACUGCUUGUAUUUACCACUCCCUGAGAAUCCUUUGCCUAGAUCCCAAAGGGGACUUUAAAUUAACUCCGUGUACUGCACAUAAAAAAGGAAAGCUGUAGCCAGUAUACGCACGCUGCAUGUUGGCUCAGCAUGCGUUACGCAGUGUAUGAAGUACCACUUCAGUAUGGGGUGUAUGUAAUAUUUUGUAAUAAAUGUACAGAAAACAUUUUAUUGUACCCUUUUGCAUUGAUGCCACUUGUAUUUCAAAGCUAAAACUAAAUAAUCCUGUUUAUUUCCUUAAUUAAUAUUAAAAACACCAGGCUAAAUAGUCACAUGAUUCGAGAUUUUAUUAUUCUUCUGUCCUGGCAGGGUCAAGUGUUGUGAUUUGGGCCUCAAAUUUCAAGUGAGCAGGAAAUAAAUCCAAGGCUAUUUCCAAGUGGAGAACUGACCGCUUGCGAUCCAGACGCGUCAUGUGCCUGUGUGCUGGUUUUGUGCAGUAAAGUGUCUCUGCGCUCGC